AUACAAACAUAAUAAUUUUUUUGUUUUUAUUGUAUAGAUUUAAGUUUUAAACCAUAAUAUCCAAAAUGGGUGGAGCUGUAAGUGCCGGUAUAAACAAUGAUGAACUUGUGGAUAAUCUUGUUGCUGCAGAUUAUAUUAAGACUGUAAAAGUAGAAGAAAUAUUUAGAGCAGUGGACAGGGGGGAUUUCUACAUACAGAAUUACAGGGAGAAUGCAUACCAUGAUAUGGCAUGGAAGCACGAUCAUAUCCACAUUUCCGCACCAUGUAUUUACUCUGAGGUGAUGGAAGCUUUAUCUUUACGCCCAGGAGUGUCAUUUCUCAACAUUGGGAGUGGUACUGGAUAUUUAAGUACAAUGGCGGGACUUAUGUUAGGCUGCAAUGGAAUAAACCAUGGGAUUGAAAUACAUGAAGAUGUUGUACAAUAUGCACAGGAACGAGUAGAAAACUUCAUGAAGGCCUCACCGGCUUUUGACAGAUACUCAUUUUGUGAACCAGAAUUUGUGAUUGGCAACUGCCUAGACCUCUCUCCAGAUGUACUUGGAUAUGACAGAAUCUACUGUGGCGCUGGAUGUCCCAUCGACCACAAAUCUUUUCUUACAAAUUUGUUGAAUAUUAACGGGAUACUUGUGGUCCCGCUUAGUGAUCAGCUUCAAGCUAUAACAAGAACCGGACAAACAACAUUUGAAUCAAAAACAAUUCUUCCCGUUAACUUCGCCACUCUUGUUAUUCCACAAGAACCAAAAAGUUUGAGUCUUCUGCCAUCCAGAGGUCCACCAUUACUACAAGCAAUCUGUAGAGCUUGUAUUCGAAGAGUAAUAAGUGAGAAGUAUCACUCGGGCUCAAACAGAAAACACAGAAAACGCAAGAAAACAAAUGUUCGAGUUACCCGUAACUCAAAAAGCACCAAAGAAUUAUUAUCGGACUCAUCAUCUGAUAGUGAGGAUUCUGAUGACGACAAACCAGAUGCCGCAGGAGAUCGUUGUCAUUCACCCCAACCUGUAGGCACUUCUUCCAAUAAUAAUGAAAGUAGCAACCAUGACUUGAAUGUUGAAAGAAGACGAAAUCUUCUUCUUAACGUUAUGACCAACACAGUUAUGUCGGUCCGUGAUACAAAAACACAAGACACAUCAACAUCCAAUGCUCCUGCAUCCUCCAACCAAGAGCAAAUGGAUGUUCAAAAUUCCAGCUCCGAUUCAGGGAAGUCAGAAAAGCAAAAAAACGAAGCAAAAACCAAACGAGUUAAACGAAGUUUCAACCCGUUCCUAAGACUUCGACACAGAAGUCGAAAAACAACAACAAACACUGAAGGCACAAAUGUCGAAAGUGCUGAGAAAAUUCGUAAAGUAACAAACCCAACUACAAACCAGAAUGACUCGAAUACAACAAAUACAACAGAUGCUACAAAUGCAACCCGUAAGUUGGGUUGGGACGUCACCACCACUACGACCAACAUAGACAUCCGAGUUGACUCGGACGCGAUUUGUUUAUAUUCUUUCCUCAAUGAGAUGACGGACCGCCGCAGGGGUUCUUCCGGACCCUCCAGCAUCCUCCUGGAGUCUGUGGGAGACCGCAACAGCUCCAGGAAGAGAGAUACCAGCUCAGAAUCCGAGGGUUACGAGACUGACGACCUAAAUCCAUCGCUGCAAGCCUUCCGAAACGCGAUACUAGAUUUACCAGUGCCUAAUGCUUUGUCAUGCUAUUUGCUUUAUUACCGCUGAGUUGCAAUAUACGUUCAGUAUUUCGCUUUUUUUGAAAACUGAUUUAUUGUAGGGUGGGGGGAGAUGGAACACUUUUUCGUUCCAUUUUCUUGCCCUAUUUCGUAGUAAAUCGUAUUCUCACGACCCCCACAAGACCGUUGUUAAUUCUUUAAAACACGAUCAAGAUAUUUUUACGUGCUAAAGGUGUCCCAUCUUACCCCACAGAACUAUACCUUUGUUGUACACACUCUAAUGUUCUUUUCAAAAUCCCGUUUCACAAAAUCUUUUGAGCUCAAAUAGCGCUGUUUAGUUCAAUACGUAUGCUGGUAAUAUACGAUAGCUUUAUACAUCGCUUAUGCAUGCUAACUGCGUAACAAUUUUUCAAUUUGCUACUUUCUUAUUUUUCGUGUAAAUAAUAUUCAUUUUGCUGAUCAUG
Molecule: messenger RNA, 2133 nt
Organism: Ciona intestinalis (vase tunicate)
Lineage: Eukaryota; Metazoa; Chordata; Ascidiacea; Phlebobranchia; Cionidae
Source: RefSeq, a predicted model, not a curated record